Molecule: messenger RNA, 928 nt
Organism: Mytilus trossulus (common blue mussel)
Lineage: Eukaryota; Metazoa; Mollusca; Bivalvia; Mytilida; Mytilidae
Exons: 6
Coding region: 192-842 (216 amino acids)
Source: RefSeq, a predicted model, not a curated record
UUGUUUACUUCCUGUCAAAACGAAAUUAGAUUGUGUCAAUGACGACAUAGGUUUAAAGUCCAAAAUAUUUAUUGUUGUUGAACAUCAGCCGAGCGAUUUCUAUCCAAACAGAAUCUUGAUGUUAUAUGUAACCAUGUGACACUUGAAACAUUCACUGUAUCAAUAAGUGCCAUUAAUCAUCAUCCUGCAAAAUGUACAUCUAUCACGAAUUCGUUUCAUUAUUGACAAUAUCAGUUGUCUUUGUUUUGCUGCUUGUGUUUGUAGAAGGAAAUGAAAUUGAAGAAAGUUCAUCAAAUCACAGAUGUAAUAAAGUCAAGAGGACAGAAAAAAUUGCUCAAAUGUAUGAAAGUGGACCAUGUGUUCAAGCUUAUAAGGCCCGUUGUGGAUGGUUCAGUUUAGAUCUGUGUACUUUUUACAAAAAAGAAAUUUGUGAUAAAAAUAGCAACAGAACACAGUAUUACUAUUCCACUGUGAGUGUAUGUUGUGAUGACUAUAUUGAGGCUCCCAAUGGAACCUGCAUAAGUGUAAAAUCAGCUGAUCCUAUAUGGGUUUUAGACAAAGAAAAUAAAACAGAUGUAGUUUAUGUAAAUAUUGAAGAUAUACCAACAACAACAACACGUGCCAAUCGUCAAGCUCAGAAAGGUCAACAAAUAGUACAUUCUAAGGAGGAAGAAUCAGUUCUAUCUAAAGGAGCAAUAGCAGGUGCUGGCUGUGCAGUUGUUUUCUUGAUAAUUGUGAUAGCCUUUACAGUCAUAGGCAUACGUAAAAGGAGAUUAAGAAGACCCAAAAAGAAGCCAGAAUCAGAUAAUGAAGGAGAAACCAUGCUGACAAGUUCAACGUGAUAAUAAAGAAAUAGUUACUAGUUUUAUCUGCAGAGACUUUAUAGAGAAGCACAUCAGGGAUUAAACAGCAAGCAAUUUCAUAUAUG